Molecule: messenger RNA, 1632 nt
Organism: Orussus abietinus
Lineage: Eukaryota; Metazoa; Arthropoda; Insecta; Hymenoptera; Orussidae
Exons: 5
Coding region: 1-1632 (543 amino acids)
Source: RefSeq, a predicted model, not a curated record
AUGGAUUGUUGCAACUACGUGCAGCCUUACACCGGGGCCGGACAUUUCUACCAGCAACAUCAUUUCUGUUAUGAUAACAUGAACGCUCAUGCCGCCUACGCCGCGGCUCCUGUUUCCAACGCGGUCGAAGUCAACGCGCGGUACAACAGACUGCCACCUGCGUAUCCGACAGAUUACGUGUACAACCCCAAAGAGGCCAGGCUGAGGAAAGCUAUGAGAGAGCAGAGCAGAGAACUGUCCAGGCAAUCCAUCUUGCAGACUGCGAUCGCAACCGCUGCCGGAAAUGCGACUUCUCCUGGUGUAAACGGCAUCGACAUGUCCGGGUCCAACAAUUUUGGAAACCAUCCAGCAGCCUGUGCAUCCCCAGCAGCAUCCUCCUUACCUGGGAGUCCUUCGGUCAACCCCAGCAGGAUCAUCAACCCCUGGUUCUCCGUUGGUCCUCCUGCAUCCGCGGGUCACCUGAAACCUGCUCUGUCGCCUCGAGUCAUGGCGGCUCACCAGCGGACGUUGGACAAAUCCAAGGAAGCUCUGAGGAAACAAGUCGAGUGUGCUGCUGCUGCUAGGUCUUAUCCUGGAAACUCGAUGCCUUCUUACUCGGACUUUCCUGGACAUGGGGGGUCCAGUGGGGUAGGUCCUGGUCCGGGCCAAGGGAACAACGAGUACUGCAUAAUUGCCGAAUUUUCCGAGGGCCAGAAGUGGCAUCCUUAUCAAAACGGUGCCGGGGCGUAUCACCAACGAGGGUCACCAAUGGCCAAGAUUGGUGGUCUCCAUCCAAACAUGCAAGGCACCAAUCCUCAUGGACCCUGGGGUCCAUUUUGCGGAGUACCUUUGUCAAACUCAUCUGGUCAGGGGACGCUGAUAAGAGGUCCUCGGCACAUGGUGUUCCUGCAGGAGCACCAGAACCAGCACUGCAACUUCAACGAGGAGCUGCAGCUGCCCUACGGUCCCAGCAAGGUGGAGAUCAGCCACCGUCUGCACGCGGCCUACCCCCAAGAGGAGCACCAGCUCCCGGCCGAUUGCCAAACCCGGGAGGUCUGCAAGUCGGAUUCAGGUCGACCUGAAUCCAGGAUGAGGAGCGAGCAGAGACCCCUGCAGGAAGGCUGGUACCUCCCCCAGCAAGCAAAGGGUCCCAGCGUGCCAACUCUGCCGCAAAUCCCCCACCUGCAGCAGGAGAGCAACAAGUGCCCCGAGGAAGGUCCCAGGUGGGAACCCCCUGACGGACCUUCGGUGACGGGCGCCGAUCCCGGGGUUCCCGGACUGAUAUCCGGUCCCAAACGGGAACUGGAACUCCCCCAGGAUCAGGAUCAGGGCCGCGAAUUGUGCCAAGAGUCCCAAUACGUAGAGAGGGUCGAACUGAAGCAGAAGAUGAGCUGCAAGCAGCCCUUGCCUGGGUUCCAUCAGGCCUUCGGCUCCACCGAGAUCGGCAGGUUCUCCAGGUCGGAGUUCUUCGCCAACAUGGUCGGCGACAGCGGCAACGUAAGUAUCAGCCGAAGCUGCAAUGGCCAAUCCAAUGGGGAUCCCAAUGGUGGCGGGAACUAUAGUCUGACCUACUAUAACGAAGUUAGGAGUCCUGGUGCUCCGACUCCGCGUUGGCACAGCCCCUACGUCAGCGCGGUAGGUAGCGAAAUUUAA